This is a messenger RNA of Capsicum annuum, 2786 nucleotides long. Its product is annotated as post-GPI attachment to proteins factor 3. Lineage: Eukaryota; Viridiplantae; Streptophyta; Magnoliopsida; Solanales; Solanaceae. The transcript is spliced from 7 exons. Gene Ontology annotation, biological process: GPI anchor biosynthetic process. The record is from RefSeq and is a predicted model, not a curated record. Gene Ontology annotation, molecular function: hydrolase activity, acting on ester bonds. The coding region runs from base 1445 to 2473 and encodes 342 amino acids. Gene Ontology annotation, cellular component: endoplasmic reticulum membrane.
AUCAAAUGAUGACACGGACAGAGUAUUAUUUUUUAUUUUCUCCUCACUUGCUUUGGAUUCUCCUCUCCUUGAUCUAGCCAUUAUGUCAUGAAUUUGAAGAUGCCUCUAGUGGAUUGAAGGAAUGUUAAAUCUCUUUACUAUUUGAUACACAAAUUGAGUACCCCAAUUGCUCAAUCCAACAAGCUUUCGCGCACCUCGACUAAAUCCACGAGAUACCUGCCACCUCCCACUAGCAAAGGAUACCAGGUAACUCAGGUAGGUAACUCAGGUAAGUCUGCCCACCAAGGCUAGGACAGAUGGGAAGAAUCACCUAGCGUUUUUUUUUUCUCUACUGGGAUUUGAAUCUAAGACCUCAGGCUCUCAACCCAAUUCAUUAACCACUAGGCCACCCCUUGUGGACCACAUCCUUGAAAUUAUCACAAUAUUUCGCUGUUGUUACUGUUUCCGUUCUUGUAGGGCUUUAGGCUCUGCACUGCUUUCCUCGUUAAUUGCUAUGUUUUCUUCGCUGUUUUCUUUUUCUUUUACUUGGAUUUGUUGCACGUGAGCUGAGGGUCUUUCGGAAAUAGCCUCUCUACCUCCAUGAGGUAGUGGUAAGGUUCGCAUACACUCUACCCUCCCACUUGUGGGAUUUCUCCGGGUAUGUUGUUGUUGUUGGUUUUGGAGAUAAUAACCAGUUUACCGACAUGGUUAGACUAUAUAUAAUUUGUGACAUCAAAGAUUCAAUUUUUACCAAUUUAAACUGAAAAAGAUAGAGUCUUGUUUGAAAUUUUAUAACCUUUUUGUGGAUGGGUAUUGGAGAUAGAGACCAUUGAAUUGGUUAGACUAUAUAAUAUUUGACAUUAAAGAUUCAAUUCUUCUACCAAUUUAAACUGGGAAAUAAAAUCUUGUCUGAAAAUUUGGACCCUUUUUGUGUAGAUGGAUAUUGGAGUUAGAGAUCAGACGAUCAGUUAAUAAGUUUGAUAGAUUACAAUUAUACUAUGUGAAGUCAAAAGGAUUCAUUUUUACUAAUUUAAACUGAAAAGUACAGUCUUGUUUGAAAAUUUUGUAUCUUUUUGUAUCUGGGUAUUGGAGAGAUUAAAUUUGUUAGAUUUUAUACCACGUGAAGUCAAAAGAUAUCAUUUUUACCAUUUAAAAGUGAAAAAUAGAAUCUUGUUUGAAAAUUUGGUACGUUUUUGUGUCUGGGUUUUGGAGAUAGAAACCAACCUACCGAAUCGAUUAGGCUAACCACCAAAGGAUGUGGUGCAACGGAUGAGGCUGUUCCUUAAUCAGGCGUCUCACGUUUUGAGCCUUGGCUGUGGAAAAUCCUUGGAAGGUAGCACUUCUCCAAAAUGUUUCCUACACGGUGCGAAUCCGGAUAUCGAAUGGGAAACCCAAGAAAAAAAGGAAUUGGUUGGACUACAUAUAUCAUGUGACAUCAAGGAUUUCAUUUUUACCAACUUAAAAUAUGACGGAUCGUUAUUGGAUCACUUUUGUGGUAGUUCUAUUUUGUCUUGUUGGAGCUUUUGAUGCUAGUGCUGGAGAUGCUGACCCUUUGUACAGGGCUUGUUUUGGCCAAUGUAAAGAGACUGGAUGUGCUGGAGAAACAUGCUUCCCACAUUGUAAAAUUCCUUUAAAUGGUUCUUCUUUCGAUGCCAGCUCAUUUUUGAAAGAGCCUUUAUACCUGUGGUUGAAACAAGUGAAUUGCCUAAGUGAUUGCCAAUAUCACUGCAUGGUUCAAAGAGAAAAAGAACGAGCAACAAAUGGAUUUGGGCCUGUGAAAUAUCAUGGUAAAUGGCCAUUCAAACGAGUCUUAGGGCUUCAGGAGCCUGUGUCUGUUGCUUUCUCUGCACUUAACCUUGCAAUGCAUCUCCAUGGAUGGCUGUCCUUUUUCACGCUUAUUUACUACAAGUUACGAUCAAAUGACGAUGAAAACACCUGCUACAAUUACUCUAGUUUGUGGCAUAUUUACGCGUUCUUGUCUAUAAACUCAUGGUUAUGGAGUGCUAUCUUCCACGGUCGAGACGUGGAUUUAACCGAAAAGCUGGACUAUUCAUCUGCUGUGGCAUUACUUGGAUUUUCACUGAUUGUAUCAAUACUAAGAAGUUUCAGCGUAAAGAAUGAGGCGACAAGAGUUCUGGUUGCUGCUCCAUUGCUUGCCUUUACGGUCACACACAUAUUGUACCUGAACAACUAUCAAAUGGACUACGGAUGGAACAUGAAAGUGUGUGUUGUGAUAGCUAUUUCUCAACUUCUAAUUUGGUCAAUCUGGGCUGGAAUUAGCCGUCAUCCUUCCCGGUGGAAGUUAUGGACCGUGGUUAUUGGAGGUGGCCUCGCUAUGCUCCUAGAGAUCUACGACUUCCCUCCAUAUCAAGGUCUAGUAGACGCUCAUGCGCUCUGGCAUGCCACCACUAUCCCUCUGACGUAUAUCUGGUGGAGUUUCAUCAAGGAUGACGCGAAGAUUGGAACUUCGAACUUGAGUAAAAAAGACGAGUAGUGUUUUCAAAUGGAGAGCUAUAGCAAGUAUUCAAUAGUCCAACUUGCAAGUAGAGAGUGCUUGUUUGUGCAAGAAAAAUCAAUAUUUUUUUUUCGGUCGAUAGAAGAGUGUGUUGAUAUUGCCCAGAGGCAGAGGCGGAUUCAGGAUUUUGAUUCGACGAUUAGAUUAGAUUGUAAUUUUAUAGUUACAAUGUUGACAUUAUUCAUUUCCUUACAUGACUUUGCAAUAUUUUCUUGCUUUGUUGGGAAUCAUUAACUUGUACAACUGAUUUUGAUUUCUGUUCUUUGAAAACAGUUCUUGCUAUUGUGUUGGA